AUGCUGCCUCCGGUCCCGCGUCCUGAAGACUAUGGGGUCUCUCCAGAUAGAGGGUUUCUUCCCUCCGAACUGCCCCUUCAAUGUUUGCCACAUCCCGUCUACGACCGCUGGGAGCGAAUUAUGAACAAUUUUCAGUCUCUGUUAUUGUCCAAGCGAUUGCGAACCAUCAUCGACAAACUCCCUAUCAUCCCCGCCGUUCACCUCGAGACAGAAGCCGAGUGGCGAAGAGCUUACACCGUUCUGAUCUUUCUCGCCCAUGGCUAUAUCUGGGGCGGGGACAAACCUUCAGAGAGAUUACCACCUUCAAUUACUUAUCCUCUCCUACAAGUUUCUGAACACCUCGAACUUCCCCCAGUUGCCACGUAUGCAGGGCUGUGUUUAUGGAACUUCAAGCCCAUCUUUCUAUCCGACCCUCUCGUUCUCGAAAACCUAUCCACUUUGCUAACCUUCACCGGUUCGCUGGACGAACAAUGGUUUUAUUUGAUUAGCGUUGCUAUGGAAGCAAAAGGAGGCCCUUGUAUACCUUUAAUGCUCAAAGCAAUUCAAGCUGCACGAGACGAUGACGCCGAGACAGUCACCCGAUGCCUGCAAUCCUUCGCCCAAACGCUCGAUGAAUUGGGUACCUUAUUAGUCAGGAUGUAUGACAGCUGUGAUCCUCACGUUUUCUACCACCGAAUACGACCUUUUCUGGCGGGGAGUAAGAAUAUGAAAGAAGCCGGUCUACCACAUGGUGUCUUCUACGAUGAUGGAAGUACCCGUUCGACAUGGCGUCAAUAUGGUGGCGGCUCCAAUGCUCAGAGUAGUAUGAUCCAAUUCUUCGACAUUGCCCUAGGCGUCGAGCACAGACCAACAGGUAGCAAGAAAGACGAGACGUCCGAAUCUGAGCCUGAACCAGGAGCUGCACCAAAGCCUCGGCACAAUUUUAUCCACGAGAUGAGACAGUAUAUGCCGGGGCCGCAUCGAAGGUUUCUGCAUGCCGUCGAAGGAGUCGCCAAUAUUCGAGAUUUUGUGGAAUACAACCAGUCAGAUCGAAAUUUAUGCGUUGCUUAUGAUGCAUGUUUAGCGAUGCUUAGAACUCUGAGAGACAAGCAUAUUCAGAUGGUCUCCAGAUAUAUCAUUGUGAAGAGUAGGGAGUCUCGGAGUUUGAGCAGAACUCGCCGGGAGAGCAGCCCUAACCCGGUGCCAACGAGGGGAACGGGAAUCGCUUCUAUUCGUUAUCAACGAGGGGAAGAAGGUGAAAAAACCUCAAAGAAGAAAAUGCGUGGGACUGGUGGAACAGCGCUCAUCCCCUUCUUGAAACAAGCUAGGGAUGAGACCGGAGAGCCCGCCAUUGACGCGUGGGCCCGGAAACUGCUCAUGGGUGGCCGCCGUACAGAAGCCGAUGCUGAGAUUGCGGUUGAAAGUAGAAUCACUGCUUCGGAGCUGGAUGCUGAUGAGCCUCAGAUUGUUGGUCUGGCGGGUGCAUGGAAUAUGGAAGAUGCCGGCGGCGGACUUUGUGCUUACUGA
Messenger RNA from Rhinocladiella mackenziei CBS 650.93, 1506 nucleotides. RefSeq lists its product as uncharacterized. Gene Ontology annotation, molecular function: heme binding; indoleamine 2,3-dioxygenase activity; metal ion binding. Lineage: Eukaryota; Fungi; Ascomycota; Eurotiomycetes; Chaetothyriales; Herpotrichiellaceae. Bases 1 to 1506 code for a protein of 501 amino acids. Gene Ontology annotation, cellular component: cytoplasm. The record is from RefSeq and is a predicted model, not a curated record. Gene Ontology annotation, biological process: 'de novo' NAD+ biosynthetic process from L-tryptophan. The transcript is spliced from 2 exons.